GGGUAUCGUAACUGGUCGCAGUCAGGAGGACACGCCGUUUCUUGACGACUUGGAGGGAAACGGCGCAUGAAGUUGAGAUGUGGCUCAUUGGUUUGUUCGCUGAGCAGUGUGACAGCAUCUUAAAGGACUCGUGAACCAGAGAAUCUACAUCUCAGAGGGUUUGAGAGCAAGCAAUCAGCAUCUUCCAGAACUUAUGUCCUUCCAAAUGUAGGCUGAACAGUGCAGAUGGGUCUACCUGUGGACAAUCCAGACAGAGAUGAUGAUGAUGAUGCACGUAAAUAUGAACAGCGGGGAGAGGGCUCAGGGAACAACAGCCAAACUGAAGCACGCACCCGCACCCCUCCAGCCAUUAACAAGAAGAAGAAAAAAAUCAAGAAGAGAUGACUGUGGAUCAACCUCACCAACUGCAAAUAUGAAAGUGUGCGGCGUGCUGGUCGUAGAUAUGGUCUCAGAGAAGCAGCAGAGGGUGAGGACUGGACACUGUUCUGGACUGACUGCUCUGUGUCACUAGACCGUGUGAAAGAUAUGAAACGCUAUCAGAAAAUUAAUCAUUUCCCAGGGAUGAGUGAGAUUUGCCGCAAAGAUUCACUUGCAAGGAACAUGAACCGGAUGUUCAAGCUUUUUCCCAAAGAUUACAAUAUCUUCCCCAGAACUUGGUGCCUUCCUGCAGACUACAGUGAUUUCCAAGCUUACACAAGGGCCAAAAAAAGCAAGACAUACAUCUGUAAGCCAGAUACAGGUUGCCAAGGUAAAGGCAUCUUCAUCACUAAAUCAACUAAAGACAUUCCCCCAGGAGAACAUAUGAUCUGCCAGGUUUACGUCUCUAGGCCUUUCAUAAUUGAUGGCUACAAAUUUGACUUGCGGAUCUAUGUACUGGUAACAUCAUGCGAGCCUUUCAGGAUAUUCAUGUUUAAAGAAGGACUGGCUCGCUUCUGCACCACAAAAUACAAUGAACCAACUCACAGUAAUGUGGAGGAUGUGUGCAUGCAUCUCACCAACUAUUCCAUUAACAAGCACAGUGAGAACUUUGUCCGUGACGAGGACACUGGCAGCAAACGAAAGUUGUCCACUCUGAAUAAACACCUGGAGUCCAACUGCUGCAACACAGAAAAGAUGUGGAAUGAUAUUGAAGAUGUGAUAAUAAAGGUUCUGAUCUCGGCUCACCCCAUCCUUAAACACAACUACCACACGUGCUUCCCCAACCACACCAGCGGCAGUGCUUGCUUUGAGAUCCUGGGUUUUGAUGUGCUGCUGGAUCACCGGCUCAGACCCUGGGUGCUCGAGGUGAAUCACUCACCAAGUUUUACAACUGACUCACAACUGGAUCGUGAGGUGAAGGAUGCUUUGCUGUAUGACACGCUCGUUCUCAUCAAUUUGGGAGCCUGUGAUCGGCGCAAGAUCACCAAGGAGGAGAGACGAAGAGUGAAGGACAGGCUGCAACAAAACCGCUCCCGAGAGGCCAGGUCGGAGGAGCUGCGUCAGUGCCAAGCAGCUUUGGUGGAGCAGAUGGAGAGGUAUGAGGCCAAACACCUGGGAGGCUUCAAGAGGAUCUAUCCCAGAGAGGGAGGAGAAAAGUACGACAAGUACUUUAAACACAGCAGUUCACUCUUUCAGGAGACUGCCGCUUCCAAAGCAAGAGAGGAGUGUGCCAGGCAACAACUGCAGGAGCUGCGUCUGAAACAGGAGCAGAAAGAGAGGGACCAGAAGGGGGGCCGGAGGAAAGACCUGCAAGGGGAGACUGCAGGGGAGAGAGUCAAACCACGAAGAACAAAACUGCAAGACCACAUCCCAAACUCUGACUCUGAGCUGCAGCUGCUUUUAACUGAGCACCGUCUGUCCAGUGUGACACUCAGUCCUGUCACCGUUGAAGGCCCGGAGGAGAAACAGCAGCAGCAGCAAAAGGAAGAUGAGGAAAAGGAAGAGGAAGGGAACGAGGCGGACGAGGAGCUGGAGCGGGUCAAUGCGCUGCUCCAGAGGAAGAAAAUGCUGCAGGACCUGGGGGUGGUGGACCAGAUCCAGCAGCUGCUGCAGCACCAAGCAGAAGGAGGAGGAGGGGUCCUAGGGGAUACCAAGGGCACCCAUCCCCUCCAGCAGAGCAAGCAGACCCACCAGAGACCACAGCAGACCAAGAUGGACUCUUUGUUGCAGGUUUCCCAAAAGAAGCAUUCCUGUUCUCAGGUCUCACGACAGCACAUUCACUCCCACAUGACUCAGCCACGAUUACUCAGGUCUACGUUUGAACAGAGAAACCCAAGUGAGUCUGCUUAUGUGCAGUAUGAGCCAGAGAGCCACAACAGACAAGAAGAAAUACGAGGGUCCACCAGCGUCCAGCGGAUACUCUGUCCAGUCAGUGGCUCUUCGGUUAUUCGGCAGGACAGCAGGACCACCUCGUACUCUGAUACCCGGGCCCGGGCCAGCAUCCCCAUCAUAAACCGGGUCCCUAAAGGAGGAGGAAUGCGAUGUGCCUACAUGUCCCAAGAUGACGAAGCCCUGCAGAGUCUGUUAGUCAUCUCGUCUCGUGCCCCCCUGGUCAGGAGGCCUGGUUUCUCUCACAUAGUCCGCAACUCCUCCCACAGAGCCCCCCAGCAUGGUAAAGGGCAGUAAGGAGAACCAUCACAGAGCACCGCCACCUCCCAACACCUCCAACCAAAAGGCGAGGGUGAAUCCCUGCUGCUGCAGGCCAACGCUCUCAGAUCCAAAUUAAAAUGAUUUUAAACACAGAGAAGUGGAAGCAGAGAGGCCUUAAACUGUGAGAAUGUAGAAACACACUGUGCCUAUGACGACUCAUAUUUGAAUGUAGAUUUUAUAUCUGGACUCCAGCGGUUUACGCUGCUUGCCAC
This is a messenger RNA of Sphaeramia orbicularis (orbiculate cardinalfish), 2840 nucleotides long. It is a transcript of the gene ttll6, whose product is annotated as tubulin tyrosine ligase-like family, member 6. Lineage: Eukaryota; Metazoa; Chordata; Actinopteri; Kurtiformes; Apogonidae. Gene Ontology annotation, molecular function: tubulin-glutamic acid ligase activity; tubulin binding. The record is from RefSeq and is a predicted model, not a curated record. Gene Ontology annotation, biological process: protein polyglutamylation; microtubule cytoskeleton organization. The transcript is spliced from 17 exons. Gene Ontology annotation, cellular component: ciliary basal body.